AUGAUUGCUCGAAGUCUAAUAAAAAAGAGUCUGAGUCUAGGCGUCUCGUUUCGAUCACUAGCCACAGACUCCACCCUUUCAGCAGCAUCUUCCACAGUUUCCAUUUCAUCCUCAGCAACAGUCACCACCACCGGCGCCACAGCAAAAGCAACGGAAUCAACCAUAACCAAGCAUAGACGAAAAAGAACCUUUUUCACGGACGAGUUGAACAAAGGCCCUUCAUUCGAUGACUUUGUCAGUGGUAAAGCGAAAGAUUUGCUCGAAGACCCACUCGAGCUUGCACGCAAAGACCCCAAUGCAAAGCUUCCUAGUUGGUUAAAAGUGCCCAUCCCCAAGGGCAAGUCGUUCCACAACGUGAAAAAGGAUGUACGCGACCUCAAACUCUCCACUGUGUGCGAAGAGGCCAAAUGCCCCAAUAUCGGCGAAUGCUGGGGCGGUAAAAAGAGCGAAGCCACUGCGACAAUUAUGUUGUUGGGCGAUACUUGUACUCGAGGCUGCAGAUUCUGUUCCGUCAAAACCAACAGAACCCCAGCUAAGCCCGACCCCAUGGAGCCUGAAAAUACCGCCGAGGCUAUAAGUCGAUGGGGAUUGGGAUACGUGGUGUUGACCACGGUGGAUCGCGAUGAUUUAGUCGAUGGCGGUGCUCACCAUUUGAGAGAAACCGUGCAAAAGAUUAAACAGAAGGCGCCCCAGAUUUUGGUUGAAGUUCUAGGCGGCGAUUUCCGCGGCGACUUGGAAAUGGUGAAAGUGUUGGCGACAUCGGGGUUGGAUGUUUAUGCCCACAAUUUGGAAACCGUUGAAGCAUUGACUCCGCACAUCAGAGAUAGAAGGGCAACUUAUAGGCAAUCGCUUGCUGUUUUGAAAACGGCAAAGGAGGCUAAACCAUCGUUGAUCACCAAGACGUCCCUUAUGCUUGGAUUUGGAGAGUCGGAUGACCAAAUUUUGGCAACGCUUCGCGACUUGCGCGAAGUUGGUUGCGACGUGGUUACGUUUGGCCAGUACAUGAGGCCAACCAAGAGACACAUGAAAGUUGUUGAAUACGUGACGCCGGAGAAGUUUGACUCGUGGAGAGAUGUUGCUCUUGAGAUGGGGUUCUUGUAUGUUGCCAGCGGUCCGCUUGUUCGCUCUUCAUACAAAGCGGGCGAAGCAUUUAUCGAAAACGUGUUGAAGAAAAGAAGACACAACGUUGGCGAAACUCCAAGAUUGGGCGUGGAGGUCAGACCCACACCCACCAUCUUUCAAAGAUCUUGA
Molecule: messenger RNA, 1251 nt
Organism: Lodderomyces beijingensis
Lineage: Eukaryota; Fungi; Ascomycota; Pichiomycetes; Serinales; Debaryomycetaceae
Source: the annotation of a GenBank genome assembly